AUCCCGCAUAGCGUAUCUGAAUCUCUCUUCCUUAUAUAAUAUCAAGCCGACUCUCCACGAGUCUCCUUCUUUUCUUCUUCCUCUCUCUCGUCAUCAAAAUUCAUCUUUGCUCAUUCUAUUCUCUCUCUAGAACUCCAUUGCCAGAACCUUGAAUCAACUAGAGAGAGAAAGUGAGUUUGAGAGAGAGAGAGGAAGAAGGAGUAAAAUUUGCGUGGGAAAAUGAACGGUGGAGAUUUGAAUCAGCAGCAACAACAACAGCAGCAGCAACAGUGGGUGGCGAUGCAGCAGUAUCAGCAACAAUGGAUGGCGAUGCAGUAUCCAGCAGCAGCAAUGGCUAUGCAGCAACAGAUGAUGUAUGGUCAGCAAUACAUGCCUUACUACCAUCAACAGAAGAUGCAACAGCCGCCGACUCAGAUUCAGAACUCAUCUGAAGAUAACAAAACGAUCUGGAUUGGUGAUCUUCAACAGUGGAUGGAUGAGAGUUAUCUUCAUUCAUGCUUUUCUCAUGCUGGCGAGGUUAUUUCUGUGAAAAUUAUUCGAAACAAGCAAACUGGUCAGUCAGAGCGUUAUGGAUUUGUUGAGUUCAAUAGUCACGCAGCAGCAGAAAAAGUGCUACAGAGCUACAAUGGCACAAUGAUGCCAAAUGCCGAGCAACCUUUCCGCUUAAAUUGGGCAGCCUUCAGCGCUGGUGAAAAGCGUGCAGAAACUGGUUCUGAUUUCUCAAUUUUUGUAGGAGAUUUGGCCUCUGAUGUUACUGACACAAUGUUACGUGACACAUUCGCUAGUAGAUAUCCAUCUGUUAAAGGUGCAAAAGUAGUAGUAGAUGCAAACACAGGCCACUCAAAAGGCUAUGGCUUUGUAAGGUUUGGUGAUGAAAGCGAGAGGUCUCGGGCCAUGACUGAAAUGAAUGGUAUAUAUUGUUCCAGCAGGCCCAUGCGUGUUGGUGUUGCUACCCCAAAGAAACCAUCAGCACAGCAACAAUUUUCUUCUCAAGCUGUGAUAUUAUCUGGUGGAUAUGCAUCAAAUGGUGCUGCAACCCAUGGAUCCCAGUCUGAUGGUGAUUCAUCAAACACGACAAUUUUUGUUGGAGGACUUGAUUCUGAUGUCACUGACGAGGAACUGAGGCAGUCCUUUACUCAGUUUGGGGAAGUGGUCUCAGUGAAAAUACCUGCCGGAAAAGGAUGUGGUUUUGUACAAUUUUCUGACAGGAGCUCUGCUCAGGAGGCGAUACAAAAAUUGAGUGGGGCUGUAAUCGGCAAGCAGGCAGUUCGUCUUUCCUGGGGGCGAAGUCCAGCAAACAAGCAGAUGAGAAGUGAUUCUGGUAAUGGGGGCGGCUAUUAUGGAAGGCAAAAUUAUGGAGGAUAUGGAUAUGGUGCAUCACAAAAUCAGGAUUCUGGCAUGUAUGCUGCUGGAGCAGCCUCUAAUGGCUACGGGAAUCAGCAGCCUGUUAGCUGAACUGUAGUCAACCGCUGCUAAAUGAGACAUUGCCAAAACACUCUUUCUUUGGGGGUUUUAAAUUUAAAUUGACUUAAAAAGAUUAAAGCAUAUAGUGUUUGAUGAGAAUUUUGUAGCUGGAUUUGAUUUAUGCUUAGUGAGUCCAAGCUAUGUGAAACGUUAUACCUAGAGAUGUGAGCUAUGAUGAUUGGUGAAAACUUGUUUCGAUUUCUGCUGCCUUUUAAACUUA
Molecule: messenger RNA, 1684 nt
Organism: Solanum pennellii
Lineage: Eukaryota; Viridiplantae; Streptophyta; Magnoliopsida; Solanales; Solanaceae
Product: polyadenylate-binding protein RBP47
Exons: 6
Coding region: 220-1455 (411 amino acids)
Cellular component (GO): cytosol
Molecular function (GO): mRNA binding
Source: RefSeq, a predicted model, not a curated record